Hyalella azteca is the source of this 770-nucleotide messenger RNA. RefSeq lists its product as uncharacterized. Bases 6 to 602 code for a protein of 198 amino acids. Lineage: Eukaryota; Metazoa; Arthropoda; Malacostraca; Amphipoda; Hyalellidae. The record is from RefSeq and is a predicted model, not a curated record. The transcript has 3 exons.
GUCGCAUGAAGUGCCUGGUGCAGCCCGCGUGUAAGGCGGUGACGGCUGACGCUGACAGUACCACUGGCAACGCCUCCACAUGCCUUUACUCCAAGCUUGCGGUCACGGCAAGCGUGCUGCUGCAGUCUAACCAAUCUAAAGCAGUGACCUUCGUCAAGUGUCAACGAGCGGCGUGCGCGGCACCGUUUCGUGAGGUGGAAGGCGUUGGUUGCAUCUACACGAGCGACCGCGCGGCGACGCUGCAGGAGGCUGAGCAGCUGUGCAGCGGGCACUCGCAGCAGCUCUACGCCCCGCCCACGGACGCCGCUCUCAAAAACCUGAUCAAACUCAUGCUCAACGAGAGCCAGAGCACAAUGGGCUACUGGCUGGGAUUAAAGCUCAUCGAGGGCCAAACGCGCUCUUGGCAGUGGUUUAAUGGCCGGACCCAAACCUCUGAGACGGGACAGGGAUUCUGGAUUCGUACAGACCCGAACAACAACGAGACCUGCGCCCGUCUUGCCAUUCACGCCACAAAGCAAAAUACCACGGGACUUGCGAGCACAGAAUGCGACAGAGACUUCAACUACGUUUGUCAGAUGCAUCUUUGUGAUGAAGCUUACUGAUUUUUCAAACAAUAUUUGACAUAGCAUAAGCAUUUCCUCAAGCAUGGACAUUGAAUGGAAAUGACGUUCGUCAUUCAGCGUAAAUCGUUUUUACCAUUCUGGAGUAUUUCAGUCGAGUUUGUAUCAAUUUUUUUGAACGAUGCAAAAUGGAACAUUUUAAUUUGCAUA